Stylonychia lemnae is the source of this 3381-nucleotide messenger RNA. NCBI's taxonomy places the organism in Eukaryota, Ciliophora, Spirotrichea, Sporadotrichida, Oxytrichidae. The record is from the annotation of a GenBank genome assembly.
AUGAGCGAUUCGGAAUAGGAAAAUAGGAAAUUGGCUGUAAAUGAAUUCAAGAUUUCUUAGCAUUUUAAUCUAUAAGAGCAAGAUGAGUAAUUAUUACUUUUCUUGUUUAAUUUUAUCAGACUAGAUGAAGAGGUCCUUGAGAUAGUUGAGUUAUUUUACAAGAAUAAAAGUGAGCUUGUAAAGCAUACCAAUCCUGAUAAGAAAAUAAUUAUUGAUAACAUACUUGACUUCAAAGACCAUGCAACUGCUAUUGUAGGACUUAACCUUAAUGAGUACUUUGAUUAUAUAAUCAAUAGAUACAGCCUCAGGAAUUCAAGGCACACUUUGAAAUUUGAAGAGCUGUAUUAGAUCUUGAAACCUUGGGCACUAUAUCAGUCGAGACAGAAAGAUAAACUCUAAGCUAUGGUUCUUGGAGGAGUUGAUAGUCGUGGAGGACAUGAUGUUAGCUAACCAGGAUUUUAUGCACAUAGUGACGAUUACAUUUCUGACUACAUGAGACAGAAUUCAUCGUAUGAUAAUACAGCAGGAAAGACAUUCAUGAUUGAUGACUAGUUUUACUCAGCAGAUUAAGAAGCAAUCAGUAUGGAAAAAGAACAUUACAAACAAUAGUCCUAAAGUAUUAUUAGGUUUAAGCUUGCCAAGCAUGAGUAAAAGAUUGAAGAAACAUUAUUAGAGAACUGCAGUGAUGAAGCAAACAAAAAGAUAAAUGUAGCCUAGCUUUAGAGAGUAUUUAGAGAUUUAGCUUAUCUAUGUGGAUUCAUAGUUGUAACAUUUGAGGACGUGCUUGCAAAUGAUUUUAUAAUGGAUAAUGAUCAUAAGCAGCUUAAGCAUUCAUCAACUAAAGCUAUUGAGGAAUUUAUCAAGUUUGCUUGGCUGUAAGAGCAUAAUAAAUUAUUGAAGAAAGUAAACAAAAGAUAGUCUUGCUUAAAAAAAUCUGGUAAAGAAUGGCCAGAUGUUGGGCCAAUCAAAGAUGCACCUUCUUUCUCUGAAAAAGAUGAUAAAAUUGUAUUCUUUGAAGAUGAUCUCUAUGAAAAGGAGAGGGCAAAGCUCUAAAUUUACUAUAUGGACUUUAAAAAGCUAAUCCUUAAUUUUAUUGAUCAAGAAGAUAACUCCUCAGUCGUAGUGGAUAUCAAUAAUGAUUUUUCUCAAAUUGAAAGUUACAACUAAAAUGAUGGAAAGAACCUAGACUACAUAUUUUCAAAUAUGCCUCUAGUGGUUUCACACAACCAGGAUCCUGAUGAGUUUGACUUUAUCAAAGAAAACUUAGAGAGGACAUUGAGAUAAUAUCAAAGACUUUAUGAAGUAGCAGAUUUUAGAACUGAAAAAGAAAGAUAGUUUAUGAGUGAUUUGAUUAAGUAACUGUCAACUUAGCUUGACUAGCAUUAGGUUAAUGUUGCCUAGAAAAAAGCUUUGAAUUAGGUAGUAGUCUAUAAAGGAGUUUAAUCAUUCAACUAAAUAGAGCCAAAGAGUAAAUAUGAGAAGAGUUUACAGGAGAUAUUCUACUUCUAUUCUAGAUAGCACAGAGUGUUUUGCAUUACAUUCUAAGAAAUGUGGGAUGAUUCUAUUCACAUGAGAAACGGGGAGUUCAUAAUGUUCUGUAGGGAAUUUGGAAUAAAAAUAUAGCGUGAAAGAGCAGUGGCAAUCUUUAACAAAACCUCUGACUUUAGAAAGCCAAUUAGUUUCAAAUAGUUUGUCUAAUUGCUAGACCUUCUUGCUGUUACUCUAAAUGAAAUUAAAAUAGAUCAACUUGAGAAAAGAUUAAAAAUGAUAAAGAAACUCCUAGCCUAGCAUUAAAAGAAAAUAGAUCAUAUUAAGGGAAAGUAAGAAAAAAUAGAACCAAUAAAAUAGCCAAUAAAAGAAAGUGGUCAAUUAGAUGAGGAUGGCAAUGAAGAAGAUGAAUCUUAAAAGACUGUGAGAUUUGAUAGUCAAGUUUAGGUUAAAUUGAUAUAAGGAGGAGUUUCUGAUCCAGCUUAAGCCAAGAAAGAACUUGAAGAAAUGCAAGAUAGAAUCAAUAAGAUUUAGUAACAGUCAGUACAACUUGAAAUUGAAAAGGAUAAAAUCAUAAAUGAAGUUUCAAGAUGUAAAGCCAAGAAAGUCGAUUAAUGCAACUAAGAGCUGAUGCAGUAAUUAGAACUCGACUAUCCACAAAAGUAUAGAGCAAAGAUGAAAGGGUGUGCAGCUAAUCCGUUCUAAAUGAAAGAUCUCAGUUACAGAAUCAAUAAGUUACCUGACGAUAUUCUUCGCAAGAGAAUGAAAUUGAAAGUCAAGUCAAACAGUACUGCUGAUGAACUCAAAAAGAAGGUAGAAAUGAUGAAGUAAGAGAGGCUAAAAAGAUAGCAUGAAAGAGAGCAUUCUUAGUAAUAAGAGUUUAGAGAUCAAGAGAUGAAGAAAAAGAAGUUAUUUGGACAGUUAUUUUCAGAUGCAGAGACUACAAGCAAGAUAUCAAGAGCUACUGCAAAGAGAGAUCCUUCAAAAGCAGCUAUUGAUAGCUUGGUUGGUAAGAAUGACAAAGAGUCUAUUCCAGAAGAGGAGUAAAUUAAGAAAAAACCAGCACAUCCUAUUUUUAUCACACUCAAUGACUUAGAAAAAAUGAAUGUCAAAUAGUUUAACAGGAAUAUCAGAGCUGACUUCUAACCAGAGGAAUUCUUGUAUGAUACUGAAGAGGAGGACGAUAAAGAUAAGAAGAAGAAAAAGAAAGCUAAUAAAUAAUAACAUUCAGAAUUAGCUGAAAAAUUAAAAGCUAAGGUAUAGUAAAAAAAUAGUUCAUUGGAAAAUUCAUUUGAAUCACAACCUCCAUAGCCUAAAAGGUCUGAGUAAAAAAGAGGUGGUCACUAGAUAGCUAAUUAAAGUGAACUGGUAGCUGGAUUAAAAACUCAUAGAGCAUUAGGUGCAGGUGGUCCAAUAAAAGCAUAAUCUUUGAUAGAAAAUCCAUCUGGUAACCCUGUAUCAAAAUUGAAAAACGCUCCAUUGACCUCUAGAAAUCACCCAGCUAACAACAAAAGUCAGAAUGACUCUCUAGAUCUUGGUUAUCAAUCUUAAAAUGAAAAGAAGUCUAAAAAGCUUGUAGCUAGUAUCAAUCCUAAAAAGCUUUAGCAAUAGUCACUGGAUCUUUCUAAUAAACCAUUACAGGGCUCAUUAAAAGCAUCUAAAUCUUAGUAACAACUUCAAUAAAUAGUAUAAUCAUCUUAACAACCCCAGAUGGCGCUAGCGCUAAUCUCAAAAGAUAAAAACUAGCAGUAUAAAACUGAUAAGAUGCGUGAGAGAGCAAAUGAGAUAGAGAAGACUACAGAGAAGAAGAAUGUACAGAGUAUGAAAGACAUUCUUAAAAUGCAUGAUAGGCAAGUUAACAAAGGACUAAAAGUAGCAAAUAAGAAGCAAUGA